UUUUAAUUAAUUACUUUUGACAUUCAACAUUUAACAUUCAAGACCCUUAAAACCACAUCAAAUACAAAGAAAACAAAACCAUUUCCCAAAAAAAAAAAGAGAGCAUGAGAAACAAAGGACAAAAACAGAACAAGUUCUUGAGAAUAAUCUCAGCACCUUUAAGAGCUUUAGGCAAGGCUCGUGAUUUCUACGUGAGAAGCAUCACCGGUUGCUCAGCUCGGACUCACUAUUCAUCCGCAGCCUCCGUCUCCACUCCUUUUCCAAGAAGCCGGAGCUCAUCCUCCGCCGCCUUCUCCUCCUCCGCAUCUACCCGGAGAACAACUGAUUUUGGGAUUGACGAUGAUUAUAGCGAGCUAGUGAGAGCUGCUUCGGUUAGGAGCUUAGGGCACAAGAAUGAGAUCGACAUGUUUUUACACGAGAAGUUGCAACAAGAGAAGCUGAGGCAAAGAGGCUUGCCGAAGAGCUCGAGCGUGGGGAUGGCGAAGAUAGAGGAAGAGGAUGAAGCAGAGGAAGGAUCUGUGAAUCCCAAGAUGGCAAAGAAAGUUUCUGAUCUCAAGUAUCCUCGUAGCAAAUCAUAUGCUGUUACUGGUAGCCCUAAAUUUUAGUUUUAUAUUCCCUCUGUUUCCUGAAGAUAAGAAUUUUUAGAAAAAAAUUUGUUUCACAAUAUGAAAAAAUUGUAAACUUCAAAAAAUUAGUUGACUUUGAAAGUUAUUGAAAAUUAAAAAUGAUAGAAAACGAUAUAUUUAUUAUUUAUUAUGGUAAUUUAAUGUGUUUUAUUAAUAUGUAUGAAAAUAUUAAAAAUUCUAUCUUUAUGAAACGGACGGAAUAUUUAAUUUUUUGAUUUUUAGUAUUUUGUGGAUUGAUACUACUUUUUUUAGCUCGAUGUUGUGCAACAAGAAAUGAUAUAAGUCGAUAAA
Messenger RNA from Brassica napus (rape), 917 nucleotides. RefSeq lists its product as uncharacterized. Bases 105 to 605 code for a protein of 166 amino acids. The transcript has a single exon. The record is from RefSeq and is a predicted model, not a curated record. NCBI's taxonomy places the organism in Eukaryota, Viridiplantae, Streptophyta, Magnoliopsida, Brassicales, Brassicaceae.